Molecule: messenger RNA, 2814 nt
Organism: Galeopterus variegatus (Sunda flying lemur)
Lineage: Eukaryota; Metazoa; Chordata; Mammalia; Dermoptera; Cynocephalidae
Gene: FSCB
Product: fibrous sheath CABYR binding protein
Exons: 3
Coding region: 1-2814 (937 amino acids)
Biological process (GO): negative regulation of protein sumoylation
Cellular component (GO): sperm fibrous sheath; sperm principal piece
Molecular function (GO): calcium ion binding
Source: RefSeq, a predicted model, not a curated record
AUGGAAGAAAGUGAUGAACCUGAUGAGCCUAUUUCAGCAGGGAGGCAAGAAAUUCGAAAGAGAAGACGACCUAGCCAACCAAUGGUAGACAAAUCCCAGCAGACGGAAACAACAGAGAAAAAGAAACACAUGGCCAUACCACAAUCGUCUGCCCCCAAAGCUACUGUUAGUAUUGGUAAUAUUCCUGCAGGCAAAAGCAGCUACUCUGCCAAAGAAUUUGAGUCUUUUAGAGUAUCUUCUCAACUUCAGCAAACUUGGAUGAAGAGAAAGCGUGGACAGGAAAUGACCGAUGCAUCUCUACAGACAGACUCUACCAGAGAAGAGAAAAAGGAAGUCAAUUUAGUUGAUGAAACAGUGUUACAUGAAGAAAAGCCAGCUGGUGUUGGAGGAGCAGUCUGUGAAUUGCCAGAGAAUGUUCAGGAAGUAGAAAUUCCAUCAAACAGACACUCCAUUCAACUAAAAAUAGACAGAUCUCAGCAGACCAGUUGUACUGGAGACUGGACCAUGAUGUAUAUUCCCCCCAAAGAGAAAGUGAACAAGGAACAGCAGACAAACUUUAGUGAAUUAGAAAUAGCGUAUUUUUCUAGGCCAGGAAGUUCUUUUACAAAGUCAAAGGAAGGUGCCCAGAAACGUAAAUCCUCAGGAAAGAUGUUUGUUAGUGAACAUCCUGAAUUUCAACCAGCAACAAAUAGCAAUGAAGAAAUUAAGCAGAAAAAAAUCAGCAGACCUUCAUUUACUCAGGAUAUCUAUAAAGCUCCUUCAGUACUUUCAGAAGAUGAGCCUAGGCAAGAGGUAACAACACCUGCUGUACAAAAGGAUUCUUUGGUUAAAAAAGGGGUUUCUGCUGAAAUAGAGCCUUCACCAACAGAAAAAACCCCAGCUGAAGUACAGCCUCCACCAAUGGAAGAGACCACUAUUAAAGCAGAGCCCAGCCCUGCCGAGGAGACCUCUGUCCAAGUACAAUCUCCAACUGAAGAGACCCCUGCAGCUGAGAUAGCUAUUAUGGCAGAGGACUCUGUUGAAGUACAGCCUCCGCCAGCUGAGGAGACUUCUUCAGAAGAACCUCCUAUUGAAAUUCAGCCUCCUCUAGAAGAAGAGGCUCCUCCUCUAUCAGCUGAAGACGCUCCUAUAGAAAUGGCCCCAGAACUUCUGAUUCCAGCAGCUAUGGAAUCCCCUACAGAACAGGUCCCUGCUGAAAUUCAGUCUCCACCAGCUGAGGAAUCCCCUGCAGGUGAAGCUCCUGCUGACAUUCAGUCUCUACUAGCUGAAGAGGCUACUGCAGAAGAGGUCCCUGCUGAAGUUCAACCUUCACCACCUGGGGAGACCACUGCAGAAGAGGCCUCUGAUGAAACUCAUCUUCUAGCAGCUACAGAGGCUCCUGAAGAAGAGGCUUCUGCUGAAAUUCAGCUUCCACCAGCUGAGGAGGCCUUGGAAGAUGAAGCCCCUGAUGAAGAAGGCCCUGCUAAAGUUCAGUCUCCACCAGAUGAGGAGUCCCCUGCUGAAGAGGCCCCUGCUGAAGUUCAGCCUCCACCAGCUGAAGAGGCUCCUGUUGAAUUUCAGUCUCCAUCAACUGAAGAAGUGUUGGCAGAUGAAGCCCCUGUUGAAGAGGCCCCUGCUGUAGUUCAGCCUCCACCAGCUGAGGAAGCCUUGUCGGAUAAAGGCCCUGCUGAAGAGGCCCCUGUUGAAGUUCAGUCUCCAUCAGUUGAGGAGGCCCCUGAAGAAGAGGCUCCUACUGCAGUUUGGCAUCUACCAGAUAAGGAGGCCACUGCUGAAGUUCAGUCUCCACCAGCUGAGGAGGCCCCUGCAGAAGAGGCUUCUGUUGAAGUUCAGUCUCUAUCAGCUGAGGAGGCCACUGAAGGAGAGGCCUCUGCUGAGCUUCAUCCUGCACAAACUGAGGAGGUUCCUGUAGAAGAGGCUUCUGCUGAAGUUCAGCCUCCAUUAGUUGAGGAGGCCCCUGCAGAAGAGGUCCCUGUUGAAGUUCAGUCUCCGCCAGCUGAGGAGGCCCCUGCAGAAGAGGUCCCUGUUGAAGUUCAGUCUCCGCCAGCUGAGGAGGCCCCUGCAGAAGAGGUUCCUGCUGAAGUUCAGCCUCCAUCAGUUGAGGAGGCCCCUGCAGAAGAGGUCCCUGUUGAAGUUCAGUCUCCGCCAGCUGAGGAGUCCCCUGCAGAAGAGGCCCCUGUUGAAGUUCAGUCUUCACCAGGUGAGGAGGCCCCUGCAGAAGAGGCUCCUGCUGAAGUUCAGCCUCCAUCAGUUGAGGAGGCCCCUGCAGAAGAGGCUCCUGCUGAAGUUCAGCCUUCAUCAGUUGACAAAGCCCCUGCAGAAGAGGCUCUUGCUGAAGUUCAGCCUCCAUCAGUUGAAGAGGCCCCUGCAGAAGAGUCUCUUGCUGAAGUUCAGCCUCCAUCAGUUGAAGAGGCCCCUGCAGAAGAGUCUCUUGCUGAAGUUCAGCCUCCAUCAGUUGAAGAGGCCCCUGCAGAAGAGGCCCCUGCAGAAGAGGGGCCUCUUGAAGUUCAGUCUCCACCAGCAGAGGAGACCACUGCAGAAGAGGUCCCUGCUGAAGUUCUGUCUCAACGAUCUGACCAAACCCCUGCAGAUGAGGCUCUGGUAGAGAAUGUGUCUACUGAAUUUCAAUCUCCCCAGGUAGCAGGCAUCACAGUAGUAAAAGCAGGGUCAGUUGUUUCAAAAGGUGAUACAAAAUUUGAAGAGGUUUUAGAAAUGGAUCGCAUUCCUGAAGGUUUGUCUAAUACCAAGGAUGAACAGGUUUCCACUGUUGAAAUAGAAGGUGUCGUUAGUAUAAAAUUCAAAAGGCCCUCCUCUUGA